Messenger RNA from Pan troglodytes (chimpanzee), 3356 nucleotides. RefSeq names its product family with sequence similarity 234 member A (gene FAM234A). The coding region runs from base 585 to 2282 and encodes 565 amino acids. NCBI's taxonomy places the organism in Eukaryota, Metazoa, Chordata, Mammalia, Primates, Hominidae. Gene Ontology annotation, cellular component: cell surface. The record is from RefSeq and is a predicted model, not a curated record. The transcript is spliced from 13 exons.
UCAGGUUCCUGAAGCUCUGGCUACUGCUCCUGGUAUUUUUAAUGACCGCAGUAGAGAAAAACAUUGGUAUCUUCUUGCCGUUGAUGAGCAAAUCUUUGGACCUAUCUCAUGGUGUCCUUAUUUGCAAAUUGGUGAACUGCCUGGCUUUGGCUGCCUUGCCGUUGUGGCUUUUAAUAACUACCCCUAUUUCUGGUGGCUGAGUCAAGUUUCCAAAAAGGAAGUCUUACCUGGAGAUCCUGUGAAGGAAUUCCUGACCAGCUUUUUAAUUUUCCAAAGACAGGCCUUAUUCGUGUUAAACACACACCCCUUCUCUGUGGCCAGGCCGGUGUGAAAGCGUGUGCAGAGGCUGUAUAGCAGUAAGAGUUCCCACCCCUUGGGGCAUUUUCAUUGUCACCACAUUGUCUGACUUUGGAGACGACCCCUUUUAAACUCUGGCAUUUGCUCAGGUCCACCUGGGCUUGCGAAGGCACAGAUUCCCCGUCCACAGCUCACGCCAGAUGCACCAGCAGGAGUCCACAUCGAGGAAGUCCUCCGGGCACUCCCACGACCAGUGACCAGGAGUUAAACUUUGGGAUGUGCCCGUGAUGUUGGACCACAAGGACUUAGAAGCCGAAAUCCACCCCUUGAAAAAUGAAGAAAGAAAAUCGCAGGAAAAUCUGGGAAAUCCAUCAAAAAAUGAGGAUAACGUGAAAAGCGCGCCUCCACAGUCCCGGCUCUCCCGGUGCCGAGCGGCGGCGUUUUUUCUUUCAUUGUUUCUCUGCCUUUUUGUGGUGUUCGUCGCCUCAUUCGUCAUCCCGUGUCCAGACCGGCCGGCGUCACAGCAAAUGUGGAGGAUAGACUACAGUGCCGCUGUUAUCUAUGACUUUCUGGCUGUGGACGAUAUAAACGGGGACAGGAUCCAAGAUGUUCUUUUUCUUUAUAAAAACACCAACAGCAGCAACAAUUUCAGCCGAUCCUGUGUGGACGAAGGCUUUUCCUCUCCCUGCACCUUUGCAGCUGCUGUGUCGGGGGCCAACGGCAGCACGCUCUGGGAGAGACCUGUGGCCCAAGACGUGGCCCUCGUGGAGUGUGCUGUGCCCCAGCCAAGAGGCAGUGAGGCACCUUCUGCCUGCAUCCUUGUGGGCAGACCCAGUUCUUUCAUUGCAGUCAACUUGUUCACAGGGGAAACCCUGUGGAACCACAGCAGCAGCUUCAGCGGGAAUGCGUCCGUCCUGAGCCCUCUGCUGCAGGUGCCCGAUGUGGACGGCGAUGGGGCCCCAGACCUGCUGGUUCUCACCCAGGAGCGGGAGGAGGUUAGUGGCCACCUCUACUCCGGCAGCACCGGGCACCAGAUUGGCCUCAGAGGCAGCCUUGGUGUGGACGGGGAAAGUGGCUUCCUCCUUCACGUCACCAGGACAGGUGCCCACUACAUCCUCUUUCCCUGCGCAAGCUCCCUCUGCGGCUGCUCUGUGAAGGGUCUCUACGAGAAGGUGACCGGGAGCGACGGCCCGUUCAAGAAUGACCCGCACUGGGAGAGCAUGCUCAAUGCCACCACCCGCAGGAUGCUUUCCCACAGCUCUGGAGCAGUGCGCUACCUGAUGCAUGUCCCAGGGAACGCCGGUGCAGAUGUGCUUCUUGUGGGCUCAGAGGCCUUCGUGCUGCUGGACGGGCAGGAGCUGACGCCUCGCUGGACACCCAAGGCAGCCCAUGUCCUGAGAAAACCCAUCUUCGGCCGCUACAAACCAGACACCUUGGCUGUAGUCGUUGAAAACGGAACUGGCACCGACAGACAGAUCCUGUUUCUGGACCUUGGCACUGGAGCCGUCCUGUGUAGCCUAGCCCUCCCGAGCCUCCCUGGGGGUCCACUGUCCGCCAGCCUGCCGACCGCAGACCACCGCUCAGCCUUCUUCUUCUGGGGCCUCCACGAGCUGGGGAGCACCAGCGAGACGGUACGGGGCCUCCACGAGCUAGGAAGCACCAGCGAGACGGAGACCGGGGAGGCCCGGCACAGCCUGUACAUGUUCCACCCCACCCUGCCGCGCGUGCUGCUGGAGCUGGCCAAUGUCUCUACCCACGUUGUCGCCUUCGACGCCGUCCUGUUUGAGCCAAGCCGCCACGCCGCCUACAUCCUUCUGACAGGCCCGGCAGACUCAGAGGCACCCGGCCUAGUCUCUGUGAUCAAGCACAAGGUGCGGGACCUUGUCCCAAGCAGCAGGGUGGUCCGCCUGGGUGAGGGUGGGCCAGACAGUGACCAGGCCAUCAGGGACCGGUUCUCCCGGCUGCGGUACCAGAGUGAGGCGUAGAGGCACGCCAGCCAGAGCCUGUGGAGAGACUCCGCCUGCUGACACUAAACGUCCUGGGAAGUGGGCCCUUCCCUGGGUCUCUGCACUGACUCCCCCACUCCUGACCCUGGUGAUGGUCGCCACUGGGCAGCAGCAGCCUUACCAGUCCUCCAUGAUCACACCCAGGGACCUGCAUGGGUGAGGGGACACCCUGGGCCUCUCUCCCGCCCAGCGUCCUCCCUGAGUCCCCACACAGGGCCUCACUCUGCACCCCACCAGGGUCCCGCUCACACCAGGCAGCCUUCAUAGUGGUCUCCCUGGCCACCUUGGGCAGAGCUGGGUCAUGCAGCACCCCAUCCUUACCCGGUGCCCUCUCCUUGCCAGCUUCUCCCCAGGCCAGAGCGGCCAUCGCGUAGAAAGAACCAGGGUGUCCCCGGGACAGGCCGUCCCCCACCCCAUCCUGUAGAAGUCCAUUCCCCUUUUCCCUCUUGUGCUCUGUCCCCCAAGGAGUCAUGGAACUCAGGGUACUGGGCCUCAACGGGAACCUGAGACAGCUCCAGCUUCGCAGCCCUUCCCGGAGCUACAGGGGGAUCCUCUAGCAUGGGGGGUGUGACUUGGUUCCUUUGACCAGGUCCUGUGAGGAACCCUGGAGCAAGGGUCUCCCCCAGCAGGAUGGGUGGGGCCUGCUCUGGAGCUGGGCCCGUGGCCGCUCACAGGUGUCCUUAGUGGUGUUGCAGCUGUCUACUGGCUGCAUGUGCUGUGAAUAUCCCAAGGAACUGGCUGUGGAAUGCGUGUUUGGGUCAGUCUGUGCCCUCUCAGUAGACACUGGAGCUGCUCUGUCCCUGAAGAGGCCCCGUGCCCCAGGCAUGGCAAGCGCCUGCCUCUCCCCUUCCGGUGCUCACACGCCCGCGCCGUGUCACCCGAUGCAGGACUCACCUCUGUGCCUUGCUGCUCCUGAGGCCCAAGGGCAGCCACGGUGCUCUGUACUGCUCGGGCCGCCCAGGUCACAGAGCCUGAGCUUCGUAGCCAAAGCAGCCUGAUGACCCACCCACCAAGGAAGAAAGCAGAAUAAACAUUUUUGCACUGCCUGAAAAA